Molecule: messenger RNA, 6264 nt
Organism: Orcinus orca (killer whale)
Lineage: Eukaryota; Metazoa; Chordata; Mammalia; Artiodactyla; Delphinidae
Gene: WDR90
Product: WD repeat domain 90
Exons: 44
Coding region: 343-5994 (1883 amino acids)
Cellular component (GO): centriole
Molecular function (GO): protein binding
Source: RefSeq, a predicted model, not a curated record
CCCAGGGGGUCCCAGCUUGGGAGUGGCCGCAGAGGCCUGGGGGCGGAGGCUCCUUAUGCCCCGGGGCACGACAGCAGAGAAGAGGAAGUGGUCGGGCAAGGUUUGGGGGCGCCCCGAGAAACAGCUGGUGAGGUGGGGGUCCAGACCACCAGCGCGGUCACUCACCAGGCCCCGCCCCGUCGCGCGGUCACGUGUCAGGCCCCGACCCUGAAGCGCGAUCACGUGCCCUGCCGCCGUAACGGCGGAAGUGGCGUCGUUGCCAGGCGGCCGUUGCUAGGCGCGCACUACGUGCUCUGCGUGGAGCGCGCGGUGGCCGAGGCGGGAAGCGCGAGCGGCGGCGCCAUGGCCGGAGUGUGGCAGCAGCCGUUCCUCAACGUCUUCAGACACUUCAAGGUGGACGAGUGGAAGCGGUCCUCUAAAGAGGGCGACGUGGCCGUCGUGACGGACAAGACCCUCAAGUGCACGGUGUACCGCGUGCGGGGCCCUGUCUCUGCUGGCAAUUACAUCCAGCUCCCCAAAACCAGCACCCAGUCCCUGGGGCUGACCGGACGCUACCUGUACGUGCUCUUUCGGCCCCUGCCCGCCAAGCAUUUCGUCAUUCACCUGGACCUGUGUACCGAGGGCAGCCAGGUCAUCCGGGUGUCAUUCUCCAACUUCUUCAAGGAGUUCAAGUCCACAGCCACAUGGCUUCAGUUCCCUUUCAUCUGUGAGACUGGGACACCCAGGAAAGGUGUGGGCUCUCCUGGUGCCCGCUGGACCUGCCUGCAGCUCGACCUGCACGACAUUCUGCUGGUCUACCUGAACCGACGGUACAGUCACCUCAAGAGCAUCAGGCUGUGUGCUAGCCUGCUGGUCAGGAACCUCUACACCAGCGACCUGUGUUUCGAUCCCGCUGUCACUGUCGCUGAAGCCCGGUGUGCAAAACUGCCCAUCACCCCCAUACCUCGAGAAAUGGCAUUCCCGGUGCCGAAAGGGGAGAGCUGGCACGACCACUAUGUCCACAUCCGGUUUCCAAGCGACAGCUCAAAAACACCCUGCGAGGCAGUUCAGAAGAGCUGUUCCCCUUCUGAGGCAGCGGGGCCUGUGCUGCAGCUUCUUCCUCACCCAGCGGCCUUCAGCAAGCCUGUUCAGGACAGCCUGGCCCUCAUGGUCCAGAAGUGUGGCCCCACAGCCUCCCGCCAGGCCCCCUCUGUGCCCAGGCCCCUUCCAGAAGUCAGUGUGUCCUGUGAGCGCUCCAAGGUCUCUAGUGUGGGUGGCCCCAGUGGCCGUAGCCAGGAGCCCUUGGCCUGGGUGGAGGCCACUGACAAGCACGUGGCCAGUGACAGCCUUCACGUGUCUGUGCAUCAGACGACUGUGGAGCCCACGGCCCCAGAGGAUGCAUCCCCACAAGAGUCUCCUGGCAGAAAGCAGAACCAACAGGAGGUGGCUUUGGGCAAGAAUCGUUUUCAACAAAGAAGCUUCCUCCCGGAUCCGGUCCUGAGGCUCAAGGGGGUCAUCGGCUUUGGGGGUCACAGCACCAAAUGGGCCCUGUGGACCCGGGAUGGGGCCGCCGUCGUGUACCCUUGCCAUGCGAUCAUCGUCGUCCUGUGCGUCAACACCCGGGAGCAGCGUCUUUUCCUUGGCCACACAGACAAGGUCUCUGCCCUGGCGCUGGACGGGAGCGGUUCCCUGCUGGCCUCAGCCCAGGCACGGCCCCACAGCAUGCUGCGUCUCUGGGACUUCCAGACCGGGGAGUGCCUGUCCCUCUUCCAAAGCCCAGUCCACACCGUCUGCUCCCUCAGCUUCUCUGACAGUGGGGAGGUGCUUUGUGGUGUCGGCAAGGACCGCCACGGGCGGAUGACUGUGGUGGUGUGGGGCACGGCCCAGGUGGGGCGAGGCGGAGAGGCCGUCAUCCUCACGAAGGUGCACAGCGACGUUGAUAUCCAGGCAUUCGAGGUGGCCUUUUUCGAUGAAACCAGGAUGGCAUCGUGCGGGCGGGGCAGCGUGCGGCUGUGGCGGCUGCGAGGUGGGGGGCUGCGCUCCUGCCCUGUGGACCUGGGGGAGCACCACGCGCUGGAGUUCACUGACCUGGCCUUCAGGCAGGCCCAGGACGGCCAUAUACUCUACGUCUGCAGCCGCAGCGGCCACAUCCUGGAGAUUGACCACCAGCGCAUGGCUGUGCGGUGCGCUCGCCGCCUCCUGCCUACACAGACCCCUGGUGGCCCCCUCCCACAGAAGCAGACCUUCAGUUCAGGCCCCGGCAUCGCCAUCAGCAGCCUCAGCAUCUCCCAGGCCAAGUGUGCCAUGGGCUCCGAGGACGGCUACCUGCGCCUCUGGCCCCUGGACUUCUCUUCUGUGCUCUUGGAGGCAGGCCUGGGCGAUCACCAACCCACCCUGCCUGCAGAGCAUGAGGGCCCCAUCAGCUCCGUCUCCGUCAGCCCUGACGGCCUGCGUGUGCUGUCCACCACCUCCUCGGGCCACCUGGGUUUCCUGGACAUCCUGUCCCGGGAGUACAGCGUGCUGGUGCGCUCCCACGCCGCCCCGGUGCUGGCCCUUGCCACUGAGAGCAGCCGGGGACAGCUGGCCACUGUGUCCCAGGACCACACUGUCCGCAUCUGGGACCUAGCGACCUUGCAGCAGCUGUACGACUUCGCGUCUCCGGAGGAGGCCCCGUGUGCUGUUGCCUUCCACCCUACCCAGCCCACCUUCUUCUGUGGCUUUAGCAGCGGGGCUGUCCGUUCCUUCAGCCUGGAGACCACCGAGGUCCUAGUGGAGCACAGGAGGUCUGGGACGGUGCAGCUCAGGGGCAAGGCAACGGCGUCUCGUGUGUGCAGGUGUCACCGCGGAGCCAUCACCGGCCUGGCCGCCAGCCCCGACGGCAGCCUCCUGUUCAGCUCCUGCUCUCGGGGCUCCCUGGCCCAGUACCAUAGCAGCGCGCCCCAGUGCCGCAUCCUUCGUGUGACAGCUAACGUGGUGUGCCAGGAGGCUUGCCCGAGCCCCAGUGCCCUGGUGGUCAGUGGGGACAGCCACCUGCUGGCCUUUGUGGGUCCCUCCAAGUACACAGUGACUGUCAUGGACACAGCCUCACUGGAUGAGCUGCUGAGGGUUGACAUCAGGACUCUGGACCUGGCUGGCAGCUGCCUGGACUCAGCUGUGGCCGUCUGCUUUGGCCCUGCACCCCCUGGCCACUUGCUGGUGUCCACGUCCUCUAACAUGGUUGCAGUGCUAGAUGCCACGUCGGGCCGCUUGGUCCGGGAGCUGUCCUGUGUCCCCCCUGCGGCCUGCUCUGUCCUAGCUCUCAGCGGGGAUGGCCGUUUUCUGCUCACAGCCGCUGACCGGGCCAUCAAGGUGUGGGACUACUCAGCACAGGCUGGCCCUGGCUGCCAGGUGUACAUCGGCCACUCAGAACCUGUGCGGGCCGUGGCUUUCACCCCCGACCAGCAGCAGCUCCUUAGUGUGGGAGAUGCCAUCUUUCUAUGGGACGUUUUGGCGCCCUCUGAGAAGUCCCCUCCAGGAAGUGUCCAAGGCUCUCCCAGGGCCUCCACAACCUGCGAAGCUGGCCUAGGUACAAGACAGCUGGAGGACAUGGUGUCCGGGGCCAAUGGGCUUCCCCGGCAGCAGGUGCCCAUGCCAUCCCAGGCGUCCCCACCCUGGCUGGACAUCUGUGCCAGGCCCCCCAAGGACCAUGAUGGCGCUUUCUCCAUGUCAGAUGAGAGCCGUGGCCCUGAGGGUCUCCGCCAGGCCUCAGGCCCACCUGUGCUGGUGCAGAAGGAGGCUGGCAGGGCCGGUGAUGGGGCCUGGGGGGCCAUGGGGGGCCCCUGGGACCUUGGCAGGCCUCCCAACCCCCGUGGUUGGCCCAGUGGCCUAAGGACAGACCUGGCUGCCCCUGGCAGACAAGGGAUGGUCACCUACAGGACAAAUGGAGAGCCCAAGGCCCCUGCUGGGCCAGGUGCCUGCAGCACUGGAAGAGCCAGGGCCCAGCCCCCCACUCGCCCGGACUCCUAUCGGCAUUUCACAGCUCGCUACAAGGUCUCCCUGCUGCCCAAGGGCCUCUCCUUCCCUGCUGUCGGCGAUGAGCGGCUGCACCUGAAGGCCGUCAUGGGUUACAACGGGAACGGGCGCGCCAACCUGGUCUGGAGGCCAGACACAGGCUUCUUCGCCUACACGUGUGGUCGCCUGGUGGUGGUGGAGGACCUGCACUCUGGUGUCCAGCAGCACUGGCUUGGCCACCCUGAGGAGAUCUCCACGCUGGCCCUCAGCCACGAUGCCCAGGUGCUGGCCUCUGCCUCAGGCCGAAGCAGCACUGCCUCCCGCUGCCAGAUCCGUGUCUGGGACGUGCCAGGGGGCUCCUGUCGGCAGCUCCUUUCUCACCACGACACUGCUGUUCAGGCCCUGGCUUUCUCACCAGACGACAGACUCCUCGUCACUCUGGGGGACUAUGGCGACCGCACCCUGGCCCUGUGGAGCAUGGCCACCUACGAGCUUGUGUCCUCCACGUGCCUCCCAGAGCCAGUAUACGGCAUGGCCUUCAACCCCUGGGACGCUGGCGAGCUCGCCUGCGUGGGCCAGGGUGCCAUCACCCUGUGGCUUCUGCAGCAGCGUGGGGGCGAUGUCAGCCUCCAGGUCCACCGAGAGCCCAUCCCUGAGGAGGUGGGGGGGUGGGAGCUGACCUCCCUCUGCUACGGGACCACACCCCUGCUCUACUGCGGCUCCAAUGCUGGCCAGGUGUGUGUUUGGGACAUGUGUGCCAGCUGCUGCUUCCUGGCCUGGGAGGCGGACGACGGUGAGAUCGGAGUGCUGCUGUGCUCGGGCGCGCGUCUGGUCAGUGGCAGCAACACCAGGCGGCUGCGCCUAUGGGCCGUGGGGGCCGUACCAGAGCUGAGGCGCAAGGGCUCCGGGGCCAGGUCUAGCUCUGUGUUUAUGGAGCGUGAGCUGACCCUUGACGGGGCCGUCGUGAGUGCAGUCUUCCACGAAAGCAUGGACAUGGGUGUGGUGGGCACCACGGCGGGCACGCUCUGGUACGUCAGCUGGGCUGAGGGCACAAGCACCCGCCUCGUCAGCGGCCACCAGAGCAAGGUGAACGAGGUGGUCUUUAGCCCCAGCGAGUCCCACUGUGCCACGUGCAGUGACGAUGGGAGCGUGAGGGUGUGGAGCGUGGCCAGCAUGGAGCUGCUGAUCCAGUUCCAGGUGCUCAGCCAGAGCUGCCUCUGCCUGUCUUGGAGCCCCCCAUCCUGCGAACACCCAGAGCAGCAGUGGGUGGCAGCGGGCUAUAGUGACGGCACGCUGCGGCUCUUCAGUAUCCCCCUCAUAGCGAUGGAGCUCAAGAUGCAUCCCCACUCGGCUGCACUGACGGCCAUCGCCUUCUCUGCUGAUGGUCAGACCAUCCUCUCCGGAGACAGGGAUGGGCUCGUGGCUGUGAGUCGCCCUUGCACGGGGAUGACCUUCCGUGUGCUGAAUGACCAUCGGGGAGCCCCGAUCUGCACCAUCCAGAGCACGAGAAGAGAGUAUGGAGACUUCGGGGCAGAGGGUGUGGACCUGUGGCUGGCUGCCAGCGGGGACCAGCAGGUCAGCGUUUGGGCCUCCAACUGGCUGCAGGACCGCUGUGAGCUCGUGGACUGGCUGAGCUUCCCAGCGCCCGCCCUCACGGAGGUUCCCAGCUGCCCGCCACCCUCCCUCGCCGCCUUCUGCCCCUGGGAUGAGGCGCUGCUGGUGUGUGCGGGCCUCAGCGUGCACCAUGAGGUCGUCUUCUACAGCCUCUGCCAGAAGCAGGUGAUGAAGAAGAUCCCACUGCCUUUCUUUGCUGUGUCCAUGAGCCUGUCCCCUGGGGCCCACCUUAUGGCCAUUGGCUUCUCUGCAGAGCGUGUGCUGAGGCUGGUGGACUGUGCGUCGGGGGCCGUGCAGGACUUUGCUGGCCAUGAUGACUCGGUGCAGCUGUGCAGGUUUGCCCCAUCUGCUCGGCUGCUCUUCACGGCGGCCCACAAUGAGAUACUGGUGUGGGAAGUCACAGGCCACUGACCCCCAGUGGGGAGUGUGGGGUCAGGUGUUGCCCUGCUGGUCAGCCGGGCACCUGGCCUGGGCAGAGGCUCAGCUGAGAAGCUGGGUUGGCCAAGGGCCUUGUGCUGGGCCAGGAUGGCUGGGUGGGCUUCACCCCUCCACACCCGGCUGCCCGGGAGUGUGUGCAAAUCAUCAAGACCUUGAACAUGUAUGAAGUGCUUAUUGCUUCUUUUCCUUUGGGCUUUUGUUUCUACCUUGUACAGUUCAAAUAAAUGUGGGUGUUGCACUGAG